Pogona vitticeps (central bearded dragon) is the source of this 841-nucleotide messenger RNA. RefSeq names its product homeobox B13 (gene HOXB13). Gene Ontology annotation, molecular function: DNA binding; DNA-binding transcription factor activity, RNA polymerase II-specific. Gene Ontology annotation, biological process: regulation of DNA-templated transcription. The record is from RefSeq and is a predicted model, not a curated record. NCBI's taxonomy places the organism in Eukaryota, Metazoa, Chordata, Lepidosauria, Squamata, Agamidae.
AUGCCCGGCCCCGGUUACCCUCCCCUGGACGGCACCGGCGAGACCUCGGGCAAGCCCUGCAUUCCCUGCCCGGCCAUCCCGCAGCCAUCCUCCACCUCCAGCGCCUCGCCCUUCUCCUACGGCUGCUUCGGCGGCGGCUACUAUUCCUACCGGGUGGCCCGGAGUUCGCUCAAGCCCUGCCCGGCCCCGCCGCAGGCCGCCUACCCGGCGGAGAAAUACCUGGACGCCGCCUGCACCUCCUCCUCCGCCGCCCCCGCCGCCGCCGCCGCCCCGGAGGAGUACCCCACGCGGCCAGCCGAGUUCGCCUUCUACCCGGGCUACGCGGGGCCUUACCAGCCCAUGGCCAGCUACCUGGACGUGUCGGUGGUCCAGACCCUGGGCGGGCCCCCGGGCGAUGCCCGGCACGAAGCGCUCCUGCCCGUGGACCCUUACCACGAACCCUGGGCCUUAGCCGGAGGGUGGAACAACCAAAUGUGUUGUCCAAAAGAGCCAAGCCCCGCCGGACACUUUUGGAAAACUGCCUUCGCAGAAGCUGUAGGCCAACACCCGCCCGAGGGCUGCACCUUCCGCCGGGGCCGCAAGAAGAGGAUCCCCUACAGCAAAGGGCAGCUGAAAGAGCUGGAGAAAGAGUACUCCAACAGCAAGUUCAUCACCAAGGACAAGAGGAGGAAGAUCUCCGCCGCCACCAACCUCACCGAGAGACAGAUCACCAUUUGGUUCCAGAACCGGAGGGUGAAAGAGAAGAAAGUCGUGGCCAAAGUGAAGACCGCCGCCGCUGCCAACAGCACGAGUGGCGGCGGAGGCGGCGGCGGCGGCAGCCCGUGAGACGGCGACACGAAGG